Messenger RNA from Theileria orientalis strain Shintoku, 1785 nucleotides. RefSeq lists its product as hypothetical. The record is from RefSeq and is a predicted model, not a curated record. The coding region runs from base 1 to 1785 and encodes 594 amino acids. NCBI's taxonomy places the organism in Eukaryota, Apicomplexa, Aconoidasida, Piroplasmida, Theileriidae. The transcript has a single exon.
AUGGGAUCUUAUACUAAUAGUCCUCCCAAUAUACAACCUGUUGGCUCGCCGUUUUCUAGUUUUUCUUACAAUUCGAACGUUGCUUCCGUACAGCACUCGCCGGUGACAUCGUUCGUCGUUCCCGGCAGUGCGGAGCCUCUGAAGAUCGUCACGAGCCCGAAUUUAUCACAUUCAGGCGGGUUCGACUUUUCCCAGUCUUCAAACGCUGGGCAUAAUGGCUCUCAGACUAGGGAAAUUUCCACUGUUUACCUUCCUCCCAUAAGGUACAGGUACGACAGCGCCACGGGCACGCUGGUCCAGGUUAGCGGGCCUUCUUCCACCAGCCCUCAGGUUAAGUCGCCUGAGUCUAGCGCGCCUCCAGGUUUCACGCAGUUUAAUCUGCCUGUCGUCUCCUACACCAGCACGGGGCAGGAAAAUCCUCUAUCGCAAAAUCAACAUCUCUUCAACCAGAACUCUAACGUUUUCGGAAGCCCACAGGCGACGGUGAACUACGGGUAUAGAAUGCCUAACUUCAACACUCAGGCGUACCCGCAGCCUCAGCCUCAAACGUUCGUGCAGCCGGGGCCGCAGACCCAGCCGUUUGUGAACCCCCAGUUUGAAAAUAACAAUUUCACAAACUACCCUGGGUUUCAGAAUCCAUUUGGACAGAGCCAGGGGCCUCAGGCGUUUUCAAAUCAGCAGUUCAAAGGGCCAGCUCCGGGGUUUUCUAAUCAGAGAUUUCAGCAGCAGGCACCGGCGGCAGGCCCGGGCCCCUUUCCUCCCCAAUCUUUCGGCACUCUUCCGACUUUUGGAAACCAAAUGGCGUAUGAAGGUGCUCAGAGGGGAGGGAACUGUAACAAAUACAACGAAAAUAUGUAUAUGGAUACGCCCAGGGCAAGGUACGAGGCGGCAGUUAAGGACUACUACGACAGGAUGAACGGGAACUUUCAGAACUAUAAUGUUCCAGAGAGCCCCAACGGCCUGGCACAGGCGUUUUCGGCAUUUGAGAACGUGGCGUCCAAGUUUUUUUCAGGCACCGAUGCUUUCGUUUCAGAUUUCAAGGACGCAGCCUUUAAAAUUUUAAACCCGAACUCCUCAGAUUACCUGAAGGCGGCCGUUUUCAAGCUCCAGAGACUCGAAAACGUGCCAGUUAACCCCAACUCAGUUUCCAAAUUGAGUUUCAACGUCGUUGCCUAUUUCGACCCGAAAACUGAGAACUACGAUGCGCACAAAUCCGAGAAGCAGUGGGCCCUGCCCACGGAAAAACUCGGACUGGUCGACUGCGACCUCAAGGGGGAGACCCUGAAGGUGCCGUGGAGGGGCGAAGAGUUCAUCUUUUUGAAAAUACUGGAAAACGUGGGACCAAACAGGUUCGUCUUGGGCCGACUGCAGCUGAAGCUCGACACACUGGUAACUGGCCACCCACUGAAGGUGACUGUGAUAGGAGACGACGGACAGCAGAAGGGGAACGCAAUACUCGAGUUCGCGGUGGGAGCCGUUAGCAUGGAGGAAUUUAACCAAAUGAACGCGAGAAAGUUCAUGAACGCAAGCUACAGGGCGAACAACGAGGAAAACUCUAAAAAUAACACGAUGCCGGGGUACGAGGCAAUGUUGGAGCAGAAGAACCAGCUGGAAUCCGGCCGGUACGGCUGGCCCAGGACCAGGUUGGCGAACAAAUCACAGAGACUCAGCAAGCAUAACGUAAGUUUACACCAGCGAUUCAAAUAUAUUCAGAACGAUCUGAUGCCACCCCUCAAGUAUCUGGUGAGCUGGUGUUGCGACAUUACGGACCAGGAUCUCCCAUAA